Messenger RNA from Laccaria bicolor S238N-H82, 2973 nucleotides. RefSeq lists its product as uncharacterized. The record is from RefSeq and is a predicted model, not a curated record. Gene Ontology annotation, cellular component: cell cortex. Bases 1 to 2973 code for a protein of 990 amino acids. NCBI's taxonomy places the organism in Eukaryota, Fungi, Basidiomycota, Agaricomycetes, Agaricales, Hydnangiaceae. The transcript is spliced from 8 exons. Gene Ontology annotation, molecular function: GTPase activator activity. Gene Ontology annotation, biological process: regulation of fungal-type cell wall organization; activation of GTPase activity; signal transduction.
AUGUACCUCUCCUCCGGCUCUUCGGAGACGAAUCCUCUGCCGCAAAACGACAGAAGAUUAAAGGUUGUACAAUCCAAGACGGCGCUUGAGGUGGAACGCCUGGUUUCCAAAUCAUAUAUCCUACGCCCGACGCCUCUUCCGCGAUCACCAUCAGCACUUCAAUCUCCAUCUCCAUCGGGGUCGUUUUCUGUCUCUGAAGAGAAGGCGAGCAGUGAGAUUGAACACAAAUCUCCUUCCCUCUCGCACUUCAAGCAUGCGGACGAACGCGUCCUCCACGCUAACUCGACGCUUCCACGUUCGCACUCCGAUCACAAACCGAGACCAACAUCGCUCAACGCCUCAUUUUCUCCUCCCAAAGUAUACGAUCUCUCAUCCAUCACGCCUAGUAAUACUAGCAACUUUUCCUCAUCUGAGAAAGAUGUGCUACGGAAGCGUGUAAUCAAGCUUCGGAAGAUGCUUGGGGAGGACAUUCAUCCAGAGUUGCUGAACCCCUCCCAAAAUGGGGAAAAUAGGGCGGAGGUGUGCCGGAGGUGGAGAUUAGCAUUUAUCUUGGCUGUAAAAUUACGAUGCUGGAACGCGCUGGACUCACAAGGCGCGUAUUAUCGAUCAUCAGCUCCUGCUCCGAUUAAUAAUGAUCAAUUCAAACCAGGCCGCGACGAAAAAGCCGACUUCGUGGACUCGUCACCAUCAUCUUUGAAGAGAUCUUACAGGCCCUUGUCCCGGGCCCUAGACUCCCAAAGAAUCACGCCAAAGUACAGACCGCGGUUCGCCUCUUUGCCUCACCCGAUUCCUUCCGAGCUCCAGGCCCAGAUAGAUAUUGACAAUGACAGGAUCGCUCGCGGUCUUGCUAGCCCUCCUCUCACUGAUUUUAGUACUUUCGAAGACACCUAUCGCGGUCCACGUGGCAAAGGAUUCGAGGGCCUUUUUGCUCCGAGCGUAGAGCCCAAAAUCAAGCCUAUCUUGAAGCGAAAUCGGAGCUUGUCCGCUGGAGUUUCUAACGCGCAAAAGACCUUUUCACCGUUAAAUCUGUCGUCGGAUAGGAAACCAGACCCUCGUCGUAUUGUGGCGGCUCUUGAGCAGGUGCUCAAUCUCGGACCUCAGGACGUAGGAGAGCAUCUCGACAUCCAUGAGUUACUUGGGAUGCACCAGUUAGAUCAGCUCAAUUUCGAGGAGAGGGACGCAAUUAGGUCGCAGACGUUCCAUGGUGGUCGACAGGCAAUGCAGGACUUGACUGUAUUCGGAGAGCAUUUACGGAAGGUUUCGAUCUACGCUUCUAUCAGUGUAGUUCUUGGUGGUCGAGAUCACGAAUUGCCUGUUGUUGUCGUCAGUGCUGUCGAAGAGUUGUAUCGAACGGGAAUCUACCAACACAACCUAUUCCGUACUCUCCCUAACCGUGCUCGUCUCCUACAACUCAUCAGCAUCUUCGACUCUCAGCGUCAGCCCGCGGGCGAAGGUACACGCCAUCGAAUACCAUCCGGGGAACUACCCAAUCCCCCAUCCGGUUUCGGAGCCGAUACUUCACUCCAUCUAGAGUCGACCCCAGACAUCUGCGCCCUCCUCUCAACGUACCUAGCAUCCCUUCCAGAACCUAUCCUCCUUCCUACCCUUUUCCGCGCCGUCUGGGACUGGUGCGGGGUAGCGGAAGAAAACAACGAUCUCGACGGACCCCAUCGUUUCUCAAGUCGCCUAAUUGCUACCCAAACGCACGAAACAGACUCUACCCGAAUAAAAACCGCACAACUACUCCUCCAUCUCCUCCCAUCUCCCAACUUCUCCCUAUUGGUCUACCUGCUAUCGUUCUUCAGCCAAGUGGUAUUGGUGCGAGAAGAAAAUGGCCUUGGGGUGGAGGAUGUAGGUAGGAUGUUUGGCGGUAGGAUUUUCGGCGGAGGGACAACGCGCAAACACCACGGAUCAGGCGGUGAGCGUAGGAGGGAGGGGGAGACUAUGAUGUGUUGGUUUAUGAAUCGUUGGGGAACUAUCUCUGAGGGAUUGUUUAAUGUCGUUGAGGAGUUGACAUCGAGGAAAGAAUCGGGCGAUGUACAGGUUAAGACUGCCAAUGGUUCGGUUGGCACGUCGGGACAGACCCCAAAGAGUGCUUCCUCCGGAGACUUUGGGGGUUCACCCUCUACCUCUCCUUCGACUUUGAACCUCCCUUUCAUUCGCCCUUUAGAGAUCGGAAAGGGCUCUUCAAGUCAGCUACCACCCUCUGCCAGCGGGACUUUGCCUGUGAACGACCGCCAUUCUCCUCCCAAGCGCAUAGACAGCAUGUCCGACGGAAACGGGUUCAAAGUUGGAAACAAUCGCCCACUAUCCGCCGUGGAAAAUCGGGCGACAAGUCCACCAGAAGCCGACGCUUAUCAUUUUUGGGGCAAUCGUCACGCUGAAACGUCCGACAGGAAACUAAGAGAGCCCAAUAAAGUUAAAUCUGCCUCCUUGAAUGACCGCCUAGAUGUCUAUUCGGCCCAAGACAUCAGCUCAGAGGCCGCAAGCAUUAAUUCCGCUCCAGCACUCGAGGAACGUCUGCUGGACAUCUCUCCUCCCUCCGAAACCGAAGACACGAAUCAAGAACCCUCAUCAUCUGCAUCCACACCACGACCCUCCAGCGCGCAAACCAACCCGGAAUUAUCCCAAGCCCUCUCGCACAUCCUCUCCCUAGAGCUCAAACUCAAGAUGAGCGAGCUUCUUAUCGAAGAGUCUGCACAGGAAAAUGCGAAGGCGACGGAGAAAGUGUUGGCGUUGGAAAACCGUGUCAAAGAGCUCGAGCUGCAGGUUAAGGGUGGAGACGGUGCGAGGAUGGGUGUCGGGGUCGGUGCUGAUGUGCAUGAGGAUGGAGAUGGGUGCGGGCAACUGGUGGGGUCAGAUGGGGACGUGGUUUCGCGCACUCGAUUGGAGACAGCGUUGGGGGAGCGAGAUACUGCGAGGAGGCUCGUCGCGGACAUAAAGGACCUCAUAGAGCACAAGCCUUCUGUCUAA